Messenger RNA from Dromiciops gliroides (monito del monte), 5047 nucleotides. It is a transcript of the gene APOBR, whose product is annotated as apolipoprotein B receptor. Lineage: Eukaryota; Metazoa; Chordata; Mammalia; Microbiotheria; Microbiotheriidae. The transcript has 4 exons. Gene Ontology annotation, molecular function: lipoprotein particle receptor activity. The coding region runs from base 209 to 4201 and encodes 1330 amino acids. The record is from RefSeq and is a predicted model, not a curated record. Gene Ontology annotation, biological process: lipid transport.
UGAGACUUCACUUCCCAGGGGCACACCGUGCCCUGAGGGAGGCUCUGGUGAGAGGGGCAAGGAGAUGCCAGGGCUUUAGACCCCUUUCCCUAAGGACUCCCUAAGCGCCUUUGCUUCCUACCUCUUAGGGGAUACAGUUCCCUCUGCAGAGGAGGGGGGGGGAAAGCUCAGCAGGAGAGAUGGGGGGAGGGAGGAGGAGCUCAGGGAAAUGCCUGCAGAAGGGAGCCAGCAAGCUGGGGAGUCUAAGGAAGCACUAGAAGGGGAUGAAGUGAUCAGCUCCAGAGAUGUGGAAGAUAACGUUUCCUCUAGAGGGUCAGAGUCCAGAGAGGCUUGGGAGAAAGGGAAAGAAAAGAAAGCCAGGGAAAUCCAGGAAUCAGAGACCGAGGGAAUCUGGCAAAUAGGAAAAGAGGUUGGGGGACGCCUGAAUGAAGAGAUGACCAGGGUCUGUAGAACGUGGGACAAUAACGACAGGAAUUCCAAAGAGGCUAAAGGAGAGAUCAGAGGGAACUACAAGAUAGAGGUCCAAGGAGUUCAGUGUAUGAUGGGGACAGAGUCCAAGCAAGGUCAGAAGACAGAUGCAUUAGAGGCUAGAGAAUGCCAAAAGGACGGGAUCUUAGUUGAAGGAUACUUGGAGACAGAAGAAUUCGCCUCAGAAGAAAAGGGUGGCAGAGAGCCAAAAGCACAAGGCCAUAAAAAUCAAGAGUCCAAUGAGAAGGAAAUCAAUGUAGGGAAGGCUGAGAACUACUGGAAAAGGAAUGAAAUUGAGCCUGUGGGAGAACAGAAGGUAGAAGUUGAGGAGAGAGAUCUCCAUGGAAUAAUAGCCUUGGGGGUGGAGUCUGAGAAUGGGAUAAUCUGGAAGAAGGAAAAAGAGGACAGGCAAGCCCAGGAGACAGAAGGAAAUGUCAGAGACUGGCAAGAGGCGAGAGGGGAGAAAACCUGGAGGGUGAAAAAAGGAGAUCCAGGGAAUGGUCUGAACACAGAAAUGGGAACCAGGAAAAAACCUGAAACCAAAAAGGUACCUGAUGUAGCUGUGGGGAGAGGAUUGGAGGAAGAUGGGGAAAUAGAAACUCCUGAAAAUCAGCAGGUAGAGAAGCAUGAGGUGAAGGGAGCUUGGGAGGCGGAGAAGAUUGGGAUCAGAUCUGAAAAGAAGAAAAUGGAAAAGGAGGUGGCUUGGGAAGUCCGGGGUAUAAAGCCAGUGGAUAUAGAUCUAGAAAAGCUACAAGGAGUCCAGGAGCUAGGAGAAGAGACUGAGAGAGAAGACAAGGUAAAAUCAGAGCUAUGGAGAACUUCAGUCAUGGAGAAAGCUGAAGCCAGGGAAGCUGUAAAGUCAAAAACAGCAGAAAUAAAUCCCAAAAAAGAAGCUGAGGAAGUUUGGAAGGCAGAGAAUCUGGAGAUCAGAAGAGAAUGGAACAUGGAGGUGAUUCAAAGGGACUGGGGUGCAGAAGAGGCAGCUGGGAAAGAUUUGGAGAGGACAAAAGAUGAGGAGAGAGAGCCUAAGGAAAACCCAUUCCCAGAACAAGUCUGGAGCCAAAGAACAGAGAGAGAAGAAGAAAUGGCAAACAUCUGGGUCCUGGGGAAAAAGGAGAUUGUGAAAGUUCUAGAAUCAGAGAUGGAAGUUGAAGGAAGUUGGAGCUUAGAGGGAGAAGCUGGGGAAAGUGGUGAGAGUCAGUCAGGACAAAAUGGAGCCCAGGACAUUCAGGAAACCAAGGUCUGGGAGAAAACACCUGAUAAUGUUAAUAGGAACAAAGAGAUAGAGUUGGGAGAGGCUAAGGAAGUCAUGGGAGGCUGGGAGCUGGAACCUACCAGGCCCCAAGAGGCUGAGGAGACAGAAAGAAUAGAUGACUCAGAUGAGACCUCAGUAACAAGGCUAGACAAGGAGGUAGAGGGAGCCGAGUUAAUGAGAGAGGCAGAGGUUGGAAAAAGCCAAGAGUUGGAGACAAAAGACAAGGUAAGCUAUGGGACAGAAGAGGUCAGGGAAGACCAGAACCCUAAGGAGGUUGGGGAAAAUUGGAACAUGGAAACAGAAAUUGGAAGAGCCCAAGAAACAGAAAAAGAGCCCAGGAAAGCCCAGGACCUAAUGGAGGAAGAAGCCAAAGGGAGAGAGGAGGAACCAUUCAGAAUUCCAGAAAGAGAGACCUUGGAGAUCUAUGAGAUAGAAGCCUAUAGUGCCCUAAAUAUUAAGAACACAGAGAAUGGAGAUGUCCAAAAGGUGAAAAAACAGGAUUUGGUUGUAGCAGAAGGUUGGAAGAUAAUGGAAAGGGAGAUUGAGGGUGAGGCAAUGACAGAAAUAGAAGACAAGGGAGGCUGUGAGGGUGAGGAAGACAUUUUCACACCCCAGUAUAGAGAAGAUGAGGAAGACUGGGAGGCUAAGGAAAGCCAAGAGUUCAAACAGCAAGAAGUCCCACAGGCAGAAAUUAAAACAGUCUGGAGGACCAAGGAGGCUGGCACAACAGAACCAGAGAUGGAGGAGAAAGAGGUCAGGGGAGUUUGGGAGAAGGAGCUUGAGGAAGACCAAGAGGCACAGGUUGACAGAGGCCAUAAAAUGGAAGAGUCUGAAGCCAGAAAAUUGCAGGAAAGGGAAGUGAUAGGAGCUAAAAUAUACUGGGAGGCAGAAGGAGAGGUCAUAAGAAGCCAGAUGAAAGAGGUCGAGGGAAGUCAGGAGAGGGAGGAUACAAGCAUCAGAACAUUGGAUAGAGAGGCUGAAGAAGUCUUAGAAGGAAAUGCUGAAAUAGUAAAUCAGAAGGUAGGGCUGAAAUUAAAGGAGGAUGAGUCUGGAAGAAGCCAGAAAACAGAGCAGGUGAAAAGUGACAGAAAGGAAAUCAGAAGAGAUUGGGACUCAGAAGAGGCAAUUAGCCAGGAAAGAACAGAGACUAGAGAAAGUCCAGGUUCAAAUUUAUUAGAGGCUAGAGUCAGGGAAGCACUGGAGAAAGAAAAUAAAGGCUUCUGGGAGGCUGAAGGAACUGAAGAAUGCCAAGCAACAGAGGGAAUGACUGGGAGAGACCAAGUUGUAGAAGAAUCAGAGGCUGGGAGAAGCUGGGAGAGGGAGGAAAAAGAAUCAGAGGGAGACCAGGAAACAGGCUCAGCAGAUGCCAAAGAAUCCUGGAUAGUUGAGAAAGAGGAGGCAGGGAACAACUGUGAAAAAGAGAAAUCUGUCUUCUCUCAGGGAUCUGAGAUACAAAUGGCAAUAACCAACAAGGAAGUGGAGCCUGUGAGGGAGGAGGAGAUGAAGGAGGGGCGAAUCAAGUCAGAGAAAAAGCAUGAAGAGGGCAGAGAAAACAGGGAAACAGAGAAAGGGGUGGAUGGAGACCAGGGUGUGGACUCUGAGAGUACCUGGCCCCUGGAGGAAGAGACUCAGUAUGAGGAAGCCGAUGAGGCAGAGGCCAAAACUGGGGAGAGCCAUGCUGUAGAGGGGGAAUGUUCCAUGGACAACCGAUAUAUGGAGAAAAUAGAGGCUAAUGGAGGCAGGAGGCUGGAGGUAGAGAAGAUGGAAGGCAGAAACAACAUAGAAGAGUCAGGCAGCCAAGGAGGUGGAAACAGGGAGAAGUUGGAGCCUGCAGGAUGCUGUGACAUGGAGAAAGAAGUGGGCUGGGGAGAUGGAGGCAAGGACUCAGAAGCUGUUGGAGUCUGGGAACCCAAUGAGAAGACUGGAAGAGCCUGGGACUUAGAGAAAGCUGAACCUGGUCAAGGCAGGGGACCAGAAGAAGCUGCACAUAUAGACUCUGGAACCCUAGAGGCUUCAGGAAACAGAGAAGCAGAAGCUACAGCACCCCUCGACUCGGUAGCAAUAAGACUGUCUCCUGCCCCCAGUCCUGCUGAGGAAGCCCAGAUCAGCUGGAAUGAGGCCCCCAUCCCUGGUCCAUGCCUGGACCUCUCCAUUCCCAAAAGUCGAGUUCUCCUCUCCAGGAAUGCCUCCCAACGCCGAUCACGACCCUCUUUUCGAAGGUCGCCAGCACCAAAGAAGAGUUACAGUGAUGAUUAUAAUGAGGAGGAGGCAUCUCUGAGCUUGCCUCACAAUGAAGGGUCACCAGCCUCAAAACGGAGACUACUCCAAUCCCAGGAAACUACAGUGCCAAGUCCCCCUAAGCCAGAGGGGACACCCACCACAGCAAGGAAACGGCCCCCAGGCCAUGGGUUUGGCCUCGCUCAUCCUAGCAUGAUGCAGGAGUUACAGGCUCGUCUGGGACGGUCCAAGCCCCAGUGACCUGAAGACCCAUGAACCUAAUUGCCCUCCUCUCUUCCACCAUUCCCCACCCUUACCUUGCUCUCUGGCCACAACCCCACCUUCAAUGCUGGGAUGAUCUCCAUACCUCAUGGUGACUUCUAAUUAUGUGUCCUGAUCCCUAGAAGGGAAACCCCAGCCCUUGGUAGCUUUUCCUAUCUCACCCAGAUGGUGUGGAAUUAGAAAAGAGAAGCUUGCAUGACUUGCAUUCAUUUGACUCAUAGACUUGAAGCCUUUACCACCACUUUACCUCCACACAUCUUUGAAUACAAACACCUAGACCCUUAGAAAGUUAUUGUAGGAUCUACCCACAGAUCAGAUGCAAGUCUGAAAGAAAGGUGGUUUUGACUUUCAUUUGUGGUAUCUGCUUAUCAUCCCUGUUACCUGAGGAAGCCCCACUUCCCCCUCAGGACAUAGGGUCUAGAAGCGGGUUAUUACCUUCAUACUGUCCAGACAAGAAAUGGGGGAGGGAGGGAAUGGGCUAGAAGCUCAGGGAUCCUAGAUCCAAUGUCAGCCUGGGCUACCUACAGCUGAGUUGUUUGAGGUAGUUUCAGGAAGGACUAGAGAAGAGGACCAGACAGGGACACUGAACACACCCCCAUCCCCAAGGCAACCCUGGCCCUGAGAAGCACUAGGCCACUUGUUAAAAUCCUAGCAAGGCCAGUUGCCACAGCAGCUACUACAGCUGAGUAUGUUCAGGCUGACCCCUCCAAUACAGUUCUGCCCCAAAGAGGAGGGAGAGCUCCAAGUAACAGCAAUGAGGGGGCAGCAGAGGAUCAUGGGUACUUUGCCUUUGAAAGCUCUCCUUUCGCUUUUCUUCCCUCCAUU